Molecule: messenger RNA, 4119 nt
Organism: Kogia breviceps (pygmy sperm whale)
Lineage: Eukaryota; Metazoa; Chordata; Mammalia; Artiodactyla; Physeteridae
Gene: TICAM2
Product: TIR domain containing adaptor molecule 2
Biological process (GO): positive regulation of cytokine production involved in inflammatory response; TRIF-dependent toll-like receptor signaling pathway; positive regulation of natural killer cell activation
Molecular function (GO): protein kinase binding
Source: RefSeq, a predicted model, not a curated record
UUUGCUGAAUGGUUUCUUCUAAACCUGAAAUAUUUUGGCAUAUGUAGCUAUGUUACUUAGGUCAUAAUGAAUAAAAUUCUGAUUUCUUCUUGAACUCUGGUCUUUGCCAAUGAACAACAAAUAAAAAUGCUUUAGAAUAUAGCCUAUGGGCCCAUAGUUUGAAAACAUGGAAUUUAUAAUUAUCUAUUCUAAAUUUUCUGUCUUUUGUUAAAAAAGAACCCCCCUUGAAACUGCCUGUUUGGGGGUUAUAUUAACACUGCUGACAUUAUCUGAAGAUUUAUUUAAAUUAGAUUCACAUGGAGUACCUUUCUUUCACAGCUGAUCUAAUUCUUCCACUCUGAAUUUAAGAUUUUUAAAAUAAAAGAACCAGUGUAGACUACAGUGAUUAUUUGUUAAUUUCACUGGUGACAAUCACAAGGCUUUGUUUCCAGAUUUCACUUCCAAAUCAAGAGGUUAAUUUCUCCCUAGGUGAAUAAAUGUUUUCUUAAGUAUUCCCAAGAUUAGCUGGAAAAGAUAUUCCUUACUUUUCACAAUCCUUAUUAUAGUUUCUCCAUCAGCCCCACUACAACAUGGCCUGAUCCUAGACAAACAAAAAAGCUCUGAACCCAUGAAUUCUGGGCAACAAGUCAUUUGACAUUUCAGAUCUUCUCUUUGUUCUGAGUCAGUAGAGCUGCCUGCUAGCCAUCUUUAGGAUAUUUGUAUUCUGUUUUGUAUUUGUGUUUGAUACAAAAAUAAAUUUUGUAUUUAAUGUUGGAAUAUUCGGUUUCUUUAGGUUUUCCUGUUUCUAGCUUAAACAGUAAUUUGGUUAUGGAGAAGUUGGAUUUAAACUCCAUAUGGGUAGAGUUGAUAUGGUACCUUUUCUCUAAAAUACCAAAGUGAUUUAUUUUACUUUGAAGGUUUAUAGUGUGGUUAUAAUACCAUUUAAAAUUUCCAAAUGUCUCCUGCUAUAUUAAACUGGACCCUCUGUUUAACUUACCCUUGACUACCUGUGGUAGCCCUUGUGAAGCUCAAAAAAGACCAGCGAUUUCAUUUCCCAAUGAUCUGUUUGGCAGUUCUUUCUUAGAGAACUUUAUAUUAUCAUCUUUUUGAGGUUUUCAGGGUAAAUGAAAUUUUUCAUUUUUAAUGUUUUGAUUAAGUUUACGGUAUUCUUCUGCUUUGUUAUUUCUCCUUUUAGAAUGAAAUGAAAUGCUGAGAAAUAAAGCUUUCCUAUUCUGAUUUGGAUCUUUAUAAUGGGUAUCGGAAAGUCUAAAACGGAUCCCUGCCCUCUUUCUCUCUCUUGGGGUAAAAGCCACAGUGUGGAUACGAGUCAAAGACAUCACAAAUCAGAUUCCAAGAAAUCUGAAGAAAUCUCCCUGAGGGAUGCUGCUGCUCAGAGCAAUACAGCAGAGAUGCCAACAGGUGACCAGGAGGAGGCCAAGGGAGUGGAGGAGAUGCCAGAAGAGGAAGCAGAAGAAGAGGUUUUCCUCAAAUUUGUGAUACUGCAUGCUGAAGAAGACACAGAUGAAGCCCUCCGAGUCCAGAAUCUGCUGGAAAAUGACUUCGGCAUCAAACCUGGAAUAAUCUUUGCUGAGAUGCCAUGUGGCAGGCAGCAUUUACAGAAUUUGGAUGAUGCUGUCAAUGGGUCUGCCUGGACAAUCUUAUUACUGACCGAAAACUUUCUAAGAGAUACCUGGUGUAAGUUCCAGUUCUAUACGUCCCUCAUGAACUCUGUUAACAGGCAGCACAAGUACAACUCCGUCAUCCCCAUGCGGCCCCUGAGAAACCCCCUGCCCCGCGAAAGGACUCCCUUUGCUCUGCGAACCAUCAACGCCCUGGAGGAAGAAAGUCGUGGCUUUCCUACACAAGUGGAAAGGAUUUUUCAGGAUUCUGUAUAUAGAAUACAGCAAGCUAUAUGGAAAGAGACCAGACAUACGGUACAAAGGCAAUUUAUUGCCUGAGAUGGAACACACAACACACAGAAGGCUCUUGUUUUGUAAAACAAAUGAUUUAUCUCCACUUGAGAAAGCAAAUUUCUAGGAACAGAUUAGAUGAAAGAGAACCUCACUCUUACAGAAACUUAUGGAGCCCAAGAAAGAUAAAUUUCUGCAAGACAGUCUAUAGAAUUGUGGUACUUUUUAAUGUUUCCAUAAACUUGAAAUUGUCAUUUUCAAGAACUCUGUUAUCUCUCACAGUUUUCCUAAUUCAUGAUUACAACAAAGGAUAUUUUAAAUUCAUAUUCCUCGUAUUUGAACUUGAUCAAAACCUUAUAUGAUAGACAUUUAAAAAAUACAAUAACACUUUGAUUUGUUCUCAAAGGAACUGUGGAAAAAAAUAGCCUCGAGAGAUUCGACCACCCUCACUUUCGAGGCACCUCUCAUGAAUGUUGCAAUAAAGCGUUCCCGGUGUUGUCGCCCAGAAAUAGGGAUAGCCAGACUAGAACAUUUAGAAUGUUGAGUGCUGAUAAAUAUGAAACCCAAAAUAGAUGCGAGAAUGGUAGGGCUCUUUAAAAGAAUCCAAUCAAAUGUGUUUCCUUUAUGCUGGAAUUUGCAUAUUUGGAGGCAGUUCCCACCACUGAUUAGUGGCCCAUUUGAUGGUAUUGUGGUCAGGGACUUCCUGUCUUGCCUGGUGUUGACAUGACCCCUGGAGCUGGAAGCUCUCCAUUGUUGGUCAUUGUGUGUGACCAGGAGCUUCUGAAAGGUGUAUGUAUCCUUGGCCAGAUGUGCUCCUUUAAAAUCAAUAACCUCUCCUAUGGCAGCUGUUAAAAACUCCUCUGUCACACAAUGCCCUAUCAAGGAAAUACUUCUCAGCUAGGUGAUCACAGAGCCUGACUCGUGUGUGUGUGUGUGUGUGUGUGUGUGUGUGUGUGUGUGUGUGUGUGUGUUGUAGAUCACUUUCAGACUUGGGAUAGAAGUGGGAGAUGCGUUUUCUGGCGUCCUCUUCUAGUGCCCCACACUCAUAGCAAACCAGAGGCCCCAAGAGGACCCGGUCCUGUCUUUCACAGCCCUUCUGCCCCAGCUGAGAUUGAGGGAGAACCAUCAAGUACAAACCCAGGGACAAGGCGGAGUGUGAAUCAGGUCAUGUUGUAAUGAGAAAAGCACCAGAUAGGGAUCAGGAGACCUGGUUGUUCUAGUCCAGUCUCUUUCACUGAGGAUGAAUGGGACCCUGGGCAAGCUAUUUACUCUCCUUUAUCUGUGAAAAGAAAGGAUUGGAUUGAUGAAUCUGUAAAGGCCUUUGUCCUCUCCCAGAAUGUGAAUAACUAGGAACCAGAAAAGGGAACAAGCAAAAAAAAAGAUAGAAUUUUAUAAUGUAAUAGUUGCAGGAGGCUUCAUAUAUAUGCUCACAAUGAAAGGAUAUUGUAUAUGUUUACAGUGUAAUUGAUUUCUAGUGCUUCCCAUUACAUUUUUAUAGUCACAGAAAAAUAUUACAAUACGUGGUUACUCAGAUUUUUUUUUAAUUUUUAAAAUUUUUUCUAGGGACCCUUGAGCAAAAACAUUCUGCCCUAUUUUUCUUUCUCUUUAUUCCCACUUCUCCAUAUCCCCUACUAACACUAGUGUCUGCUCACAGCUUUCUAGUCUGCCUCUUCAUAGUUAUGAAUCAACACGUUUCAUAAUCCUGCAAAUAAGUCAAACCUCCCCCACUACUAGUACUUAUCAAAGAUGAGAUUCUUCUCAUUGUGUGGUGACUUAAAGUUCCCUUCUAUCAUAUUAGCAUACUACUCACUUUUUUUUUCAGUUCUAUUGAUAAGCAUUGUUUUUUUUUUUUUUUUUUUUUUGCCACACUGCUUCCUGUAUCUCCAAUUUCAUAUACAAAUAAAACAUUAACCACCCACCCUGCCUGCCUGCCAAAGUUGGCGCAAUUAAUGCUGGAUGGUAUUUUUUAAAUAAGUGUUUUUGUUUUUUACCUUUGGCUAGGCUUGAUUAUUUCCAAGUCCAGUGAAGAUUGUGGAAAAGUGUUUUGAAAAGAGGAAUCUGUACUCCUCCAUAGAGCACCAGGCACAGUGUCUCACUCGAUUUGGAGUUACAUAUAUCUAUUUUUAUGAUGAAUAAAAAUGUUAAGUACUGGGGCCUCCCUGGUGGCGCAGUGGUUGAGAGUCCUCCUGCCGAUGCAGGGGACACGGUUUCGUGUCCCGGUCCGGGAAGA